AUGGGCCUUUUCGACAGCGCCGAUUAUCUCGCUCCUCGCUCCUCCUCAUACCACGGCGGUGGUGGCUCUCACUCUCGUGGCGCCUCACCCGCCCGCUCCUCUCGAGGCGGCGGCGGCGCAUUCGUCCGGCCUGGCGCAAACUCCUCGUCCAACGCACACCAUGCCCGCCCAGCCUCUGGAGCUUCCUUCUUCGGUGGCGGGAACUCUUCUCGUGGAGUCUUCUCCUCGGGCGGCUCGUCCAGUUAUUACAAACGCCGACCACGAGAUGGAUACAUUACGUAUCUCGUGCAUAGAUUGCAGCGCAUGAUCAAAGAGUUGUGGGUUUAUGCGAGGAGGCAUCCCGUAAAGGCAUUCUUUGCGGUAGUGGUGCCGUUGUUAAGCGCUGGAGGCGCGGUCGGAGGAUUGUUGAAGCAGUUUGGGGUUCGACUGCCCAUGGGAAUGAUGGAUGGUGGAGCUCGGAGAGGUGGCGGAGGAUACUAUGGCAGUGCGGGGUAUGGAGGGGGUGGAGAGGGUGGAGGAUGGAUGGAGAACGCGGGAGGAUUGUUGAGUGUUGCGAAGAUGUUUCUGUGA
Messenger RNA from Ramularia collo-cygni, 570 nucleotides. RefSeq lists its product as uncharacterized. Lineage: Eukaryota; Fungi; Ascomycota; Dothideomycetes; Mycosphaerellales; Mycosphaerellaceae. The coding region runs from base 1 to 570 and encodes 189 amino acids. The transcript has a single exon. The record is from RefSeq and is a predicted model, not a curated record.